GGGAGACAAAGAAGACGGGAGGGUUUUGGCCGCCUUCAGGGAGGAGAGACUUGAGAGAUAGCCCCCGAUCUCUUCUUCUGGUGAGAAAAGGGAGAGCGCGAGAGUGAGAGAAGGGGAAAAGGGAGGGGACUUUGUCCUUUGGGGAGAGGGAGGGGAGGAAGGUAGGAUGAGCGGUGGUGGUGGUGGUGCUGGAGGGGGGAGCAGGGGGAACGGGGCGGUGGCCGGCCCGAUCCCGGCGAUGUCGAGGAAGCUGGUGCAGUGCGUGAAGGAGAUCGUGAACUGCCCGGAGUCGGAGAUCUACUCCAUGCUCAGGGAGUGUAACAUGGACCCCAACGAGGCCGUCCACCGACUCCUCUCUCAAGAUACUUUUCAUGAGGUGAAGAGCAAACGUGACAAGAAAAAGGAGAUCAAAGAACCUCCAGAAUCCAGGUCUCGAGCAGUGAAUAGUUCAGGCCGUGGAGCGAGGGGUGGUAUUGACCGUAUGGGACGUAAUAGUUCGGCACAAUCCAGUUCAAGUGAUUAUGGAGUUACUCGUGGCAAACCUGUAAACAAGAAAGAAAAUGGAAUUACUAGUCUUCCUACCUCAUCAAUCUUGGGAUCUAGCAUAGUAGCAAGUAAUCCUAAUCGAAGGUCUACAAUUCCAAGUGAUUCUGCUUCAAUGGAAAAUACAAUACAAGUAACAGGCUUAUCUGAAGAAAUGCCUACACCCUUGCAACCUUCAUCUGGAUUCCAACACAAUUGGUUGGGGAAGCCAGGGCAUGUUUCGAUGGCUGAUAUUGUGAAGAUGGGCAGACCUCAAGGCAAGCCUUGUAAUGCACCUAUUGUAGCCAGUGACAGGUCCUCCACAACACAAAAUGCUGCCAUGUCACACGUAUCCCACCAAAGUGUUAAGCAAUCCCCAACCACAGUUAUGCCAUCAGAGCCGGAUCAGAAAGUACACUCGUCUCAGAAUUUUUCACAGGUUACAGAGAAUGCUCAUGAUAUUGGCGUUGCUGAUGGCCAUCAUGCAUCUCAUGAGGAUUGGUCUCUAGUUGAUGAGCCGCCAGCAGGAAGCGGGUCAAUUGUGCCAGAAACAUCUGACACCUCAGCUGUUUAUGCUGACCUAUCAGCCUCUUCGACAUUGCUUGUUGAUGGAGUUCUGCAUGUAAGUCCUCAUCUAGAUGAGAUUGAAGUACUAAAGGGAAAUGUUAGCAGUGGAGGUCUACCAGCAGAAUCCAUUAGAUCGACAGCUGUCUCUGACAGGCAUAUACAACUGGAUAAUCCUGGAGAGAGUUCCCAUUUGAAUGAUGGCUUAUUGAAGAACAUGAAUUCCUUCCAGACUCAAAGGCAUGCAUUUGAGCAAGAAGUUGAGGAUGUCAGUGCAGAACUUUCAUCAGCUGCUGCAGACCUACGGCAACUAGGUCUGCACACGGAGGAGCGAGGUGCAAAAUCUGCUGAGGACAACCCUGCAGUAAUUAUUCCUGAUCACCUGCAGGUUACAAAUGCAGAUUGCGCACAUUUGAGCUUUGGUAGUUUUGGUUCUGGUGCGUUUUCUGGAUCUUUUCCAUCAAAGACCCUGAAAAGUAACUUGGAGGUGGCCCCAGUUGCAGAAACUGCUUCUUCAAUUGAUCAACCAGAUGCUAGAAAUGAUGACUACUACAACAAUGGGCAACUGAUUUCUACAUCAAAUGAAGAUGUAGCUGCUAAAACUGGCACAAACACAGGGAAUCUUGAUAUGCCUUUAGCUUCACAACCUGAGGUCAUCAGAAAUGAUACAUUAGAUGCCACACACGGGCUUCAAUACAAUUUUCCAUCUGCCUCGGGUUAUGCACUCUCAAGCACAUCACAGCCAAAUGAAGCAGCUUAUACCUAUCCACAAGGAAAUACACAAAUGCAGAAUCUUUCCCCUUUCUCAAAUCUAAUGCAACCUAAUUCUCUACCCAGCAGUUUAUUGGCAGCAACUGUUCCGCCUCUCCGAGAUUUUGACCUUCCCUUCUCGCCCUUACUCACCACGCAGUCAAUGCCUGCAAAAUAUAAUACAGCAGUGGCUUCCAUUAGUGGGCCAACCAUUUCCAUGCCCGAGGCUGGGAAGCAGGGCAUUUUCUCCAACCCCCAGGCAACUCCAGAAAGCACCACCAUUUCUACGGGUCCUGCUCUCCCUCAACAUCUACCUGUCCACCAUUACACUCAACCAACUCUUCCUUCAAGCCACUUUGCCAACAUGAUCAGCUUCCCUUUUCUGCCUCAGAGCUAUACUUACUUGCCUUCUGCUGCCUUCCAACAACCGUACACAGGCAAUGGUCCCUUCCAUCAAUCUCCAGCUACAAUACCGAGUGCAGGCAUUAAGUAUACGCUACCGCAAUACAAAAGCAGCGUUUCUGUAACCAGUCUACCCCAGUCUGCUGCUGUAGCCUCUGCUUAUGGAGGCUUUGGAAGCUCAGCCAACAUUCCUGGAAGCUUCACCCUUAAUCCUACCACUGUCUCUGCCAGCACAACCAUCGGCCUCGAGGAAGCUUUAAGCUCGCAGUACAAAGAAGCAAAUCAUUACAUGCCUCUUCAGCAGGCUGAUAACACUGCCAUGUGGGUUCAUGGAGCUGGUUCGAGAACAAUGUCAGCUCUUCCAGCCAGCACUUUCUACAGCUUUCAGGGGCAGAAUCAGCAUAGCGGCUUUCGACAGGGUCAGCAGCCUUCGCAAUUUGGACCUCCGGGAUACCCAAAUUUCUAUCCUUCGCAGGCAGGAGUCCCCCAAGAACUUCAGCAAAAUCCGAGCGAAGGAAAUCUGAACGUCUCCCAGGCCGCACCAUCGCAGGCAUCGCACCAGAUGUGGCAGCACAGUUACUGAGCGAUUGCUCAUGUCUCUCAGUCUUUCGGUGUGUGGAAGAGAUACCUUGAUGGGGCCUGUAUACAGUUUGAUCACAUGUAAUUCAUGUCGAGCAUUUGGGUCUGAUCAACUGCACGUAGCAGCAGCCAAGAAUCACCCAAUUGGCUGCUGUCUGAGGCCUUGAGAGGUCCGAUGUAAUUUAGGGGUUGAGUGUGUUUUUAUCUUAUAGCCACGUGAGACUUAUUUGAGCUGUGUUCUUUUCAUUUAUUCUGAUAUAAGAGCAUUAUCUGCAGACUUCUUUCAUGUAACAGUGAACUCGAUUUAUCUAACAGGCGAGACUUCUCUAA
Phoenix dactylifera (date palm) is the source of this 3147-nucleotide messenger RNA. RefSeq lists its product as uncharacterized. The record is from RefSeq and is a predicted model, not a curated record. Lineage: Eukaryota; Viridiplantae; Streptophyta; Magnoliopsida; Arecales; Arecaceae. Gene Ontology annotation, molecular function: protein binding.